GAAGAAGAACAACAACAACAACCAGCGUCAUCAGUCAGCGUUGGGUCUCCUGAGGCAGUUUUGUUGCCCCAUCACACAGCAGUUCACCCACAGUUCAGCGUCUUCACAGUAAAAGAUGGAAUGUUCCCAUUAGUCUAAAAGCGAAGAAGAUAAAGUUUGUGAAAGAAAGUAAACAUGAAUGAUCCAGAGCCCCGCGGAAUAAAACUGGAAGAUAUGGAACAACAAAUAGACCUGAUAGAAGAGUACGAGGAGACUGAAGAACUGAUGGAAGAAGGGGAGAUGCAUCAGGUCAAAACUGAAGAAACAUCCUGGAGUCCCUCAUUGAAAAAUAUAUGUUUCACUUGCCCUCAGUGUGGAAAGGGUUUCUCAUUCAAGGAAAAUCUUGACAUAAAAUUGCAUAAUGGAGGGAAGCCGUACGCAUGUGAUCAGUGUGGGAAGAUUUUCACUAUAAUAACAAACCCGAUUGAACACGUGAAAAUCCACACUGCAGAGAAGCCACACAUAUGUGAUCAGUGUGGGAAGAGCUUUUCACAAAAAGGAAACCUUAACGAACACAUGAAAAUCCACACUGGCGAGAGGCCAUUCCCAUGUGAUCAGUGUGAGAAGAGAUUCACACAUAAAGGAAACCUUAAUGAACACCUGAAAAUCCACACUGGCGAGAAGCCAUAUGCAUGUGAUCAGUGCUGGAAGAGUUUUGCACAUAAAGCAAACUUUAAUGACCACAUGACGAUCCACACUGGAGAGAAACCACACACUUGUGCUCAGUGUGGGAAGAGUUACGCACGAAAAGGAGCCCUUAAUUAUCACAUGAAGAUCCACACCGGAGUGAAUCUGCACACGUGUGAUCAGUGUGGGAAGAUUUUCAGGUAUAAAACAAACUUUAACCGCCACAUGACAAUCCACACUGGAGAGAAACCACACACUUGUGCUGAGUGUGGGAAGAGUUACGCACGAAAAGGAGCCCUCAAUGAUCACAUGAAGAUCCACACCGGAGUGAAUCUGCACACGUGUGAUCAGUGCGGGAAGAGUUUCAGAAAAUCAUGGGUUUUUAAAGUACAUCUACUUACUCAUUCUAGAGAAAGACGGUACAAUUGUGACCAAUGCGGUAAAAGUUUUUUUAGAGCAGAUUUCUUGAAGAACCACCUGAAAGUUCAUACAAAGGAGAGGCCUCACAUAUGUUCUUUGUGUGGAAAGAGUUUCAGACAGACGAGUGCAUUAAAGAAACAUCAGAAGAGACACGGUGCUGUGAAGGAUCAUGUUUGCUCUGAAUGUGGGAAGGCUUUUUUUACAGAUAGUGCACUGAAAGUGCAUCAGUCAGUUCACACUCGAGAAACACCUUAUAAGUGUUCACACUGUGACAAGAGCUUCAAACGCUCAGAAUAUCUGAAAAUACACGAGAGGAUCCACACUGGAGAGAGACCGUAUCACUGCCCUUCAUGUGGGAAGAGUUUCACUCAUUUAUCGUCUCUAUUCGGUCAUAAAAAAAAGUGCAUGUCUGAAAUUACAAGCAGUAGUUUGAUAAACAUGAAUGAUCCAGAGCCCUGCGGAAUAAAACUGGAAGAUAUGGAACAACAAAUAGACCUGAUAGAAGAGUACGAGGAGACUGAAGAACUGAUGGAAGAAGGGGAGAUGCAUCAGGUCAAAACUGAAGAAACAUCCCGGAGUCCCUCAUUGAAAAAUGACAGUAUAUGUUUCACUUGCCCUCAGUGUGGAAAGGGUUUCUCAUUCAAGGAAAAUCUUGACAUAAAAUUGCAUAAUGGAGGGAAGCCGUAUGCAUGUGAUCAGUGUGGGAAGAUUUUCACUAUAAAAACAAACCCGAUUGAACACGUGAAAAUCCACACUGCAGAGAAGCCACACAUAUGUGAUCAGUGUGGGAAGAGCUUUUCACAAAAAGGAAAACUUAACGAACACAUGAAAAUCCACACUGGCGAGAGGCCAUUCCCAUGUGAUCAGUGUGAGAAGAGAUUCACACAUAAAGGAAACCUUAAUGAACACCUGAAAAUCCACACUGGCGAGAAGCCAUAUGCAUGUGAUCAGUGCGGGAAGAGUUUUGCACAUAAAACCAACUUUAACGACCACAUGACGAUCCACACUGGAGAGAAACCACACACUUGUGCUCAGUGUGGGAAGAGUUACGCACGAAAAGGAGCCCUCAAUUAUCACAUGAAGAUCCACACCGGAGUGAAUCUGCACACGUGUGAUCAGUGUGGGAAGAGUUUCAGGUAUAAAACAAACUUUAACCGCCACAUGACAAUCCACACUGGAGAGAAACCACACACUUGUGCUGAGUGUGGGAAGAGUUAUGCACGAAAAGGAGCCCUUAAUUAUCACAUGAAGAUCCACACUGGAGUGAAUCUGCACACGUGUGAUCAGUGCGGGAAGAGUUUCAGGUAUAAAACAAACUUUAACCGCCACAUGACGAUCCACACCGGAGAAAAACCACACACUUGUGCUCAGUGUGGGAAGAGUUACGCACGAAAAGGAGCCCUCAAUGAUCACAUGAAGAUCCACACCGGAGUGAAUCUGCACACGUGUGAUCAGUGCGGGAAGAGUUUCAGAAAAUCAGGGGUUUUUAAAGUACAUCUACUUACUCAUUCUAGAGAAAGACGGUACAAUUGUGACCAAUGCGGUAAAAGUUUUUUUAGAGCAGAUUUCUUGAAGGACCACCUGAAAGUUCAUACAAAGGAGAGGCCUCACAUAUGUUCCUUGUGUGGAAAGAGUUUCAGACAGACGAGUGCAUUAAAGAGACAUCAGAAAAGACACAGUGCUGUGAAGGAUCAUGUUUGCUCUGAAUGUGGGAAGGCUUUUUUUACAGAUAGUGCACUGAAGGUGCAUCAGUCAGUUCACACUAGAGAAACACCUUAUAAGUGUUCACACUGUGACAAGAGCUUCAAACGCUCAGAAUAUCUGAAAAUACACGAGAGGAUCCACACUGGAGAGAGACUGUAUCACUGCCCUUCAUGUGGGAAGAGUUUCACUCAUUUAUCGUCUCUAUUCGGUCAUAAAAAAAAGUGCAUUUCUGAAAUUACUAGCAGUAGUUUUGAGUUGAACUGUAAGACUGCAUCAAACAAUUGUUGAUAAUUGAUUAGUCCAAGGUUGUUAGAUCAAUGAAUCAACUGAUUGUUGAUCAUUUUACACCUUAAUAAUUAUGAAUUAUUUUAUUAUUUGCUAUUGAUUGCUAUUGUUGUUUAAUCUUAUGAAUAUGGUUGAUAAGAGAUUAGAGAAUGUCAUUGUUUCAAUGUUUUUAAUAUUGUGAAGCAGUGCUUUUUUCAUUGUUUUUGCUUUGGUAUAUUAGGACUUGUUGGAUUUGUACUGGCCAGACUAAGUCUGAGCUUUUAUACAAUUGCAUUCUGAAGAAGUCUUGAGCAUUGAAACAUACGCAACUAAGAUUAUUCAAUAAAUUGUGGUCUUUGUUAUGUCA
This is a messenger RNA of Carassius auratus (goldfish), 3421 nucleotides long. Its product is annotated as zinc finger protein 585A-like. Gene Ontology annotation, biological process: regulation of transcription by RNA polymerase II. NCBI's taxonomy places the organism in Eukaryota, Metazoa, Chordata, Actinopteri, Cypriniformes, Cyprinidae. The transcript has 5 exons. Gene Ontology annotation, molecular function: DNA-binding transcription factor activity, RNA polymerase II-specific; RNA polymerase II cis-regulatory region sequence-specific DNA binding. Bases 175 to 3078 code for a protein of 967 amino acids. The record is from RefSeq and is a predicted model, not a curated record.